Messenger RNA from Acaulospora colombiana, 2208 nucleotides. The record is from the annotation of a GenBank genome assembly. Lineage: Eukaryota; Fungi; Glomeromycota; Glomeromycetes; Diversisporales; Acaulosporaceae.
GAUCUAGCUAGGAAUCAACACGGAGAUAUCCAUCUUGCACUCUCAGGACCGGCGGCCCAACUACUUUUCCAGGAAGCAGGAUUGGAUAGUUCGCAGUUUAGACAUAGGAUGAUGUCAAGAUAUGCUACUAGAACUGGUCGCCCAUCCAGUCGUGAAGGUGGUCUUUCCCCUUCCAUGACAACUGCUCAGAGGUGGGCCGAAGAAAUCAGGGUCAACGCAGGGCCUGCAUUUGAAAAUCGUCUUAGCGAGAUGGAAAACCAUGUUAUUCGACGACUUCUUCCAGCAGCUCGGGAAACAGCUCGCCUACAGGCCGAAGAAGUAGCAAGGCAACGGAAAGAGGCAGAAGAAAAGGCCAAAGCAGAGAGAGAAGCACAAGAAAAAGCAGAGGCAGAAGAAAAGGCUCGACUCGAAGCUGAGGCUGCGCUGGCCGAACAACAAAGGCAAGAGGCAGAAGCCAAACCUCCAGAACCUGAAGAAAAUGCGACUAUGGUCGAACAAGAGAGCAUACCAAGCUCCUCAAAUCAAGAUACGGCCGGAUCUGAACCGCUUCCUAGCACCGGUGAUCCAACGACAGCCGAAGCUAGUAGUAGCCAACGCCCUCGAGUGACAGUUAUGUAUCAAGGCGAAAGUGUUGACAUCACGGAUGCCGACAUUGAUCCGGAAUUCCUGAACGCAGUUCCAGAAGAGAUUCGUGACGAGAUCAUUGGCAAUUUCGUUCGUGAACAGCGGCAAACACGACCUCCUCGGGCUUCUGAGGCAGAAAUGGAUAUGGAAUUCCUCAAUGCGUUACCUGCAGAGCUUCGAGAAGAUGUCCUCCGGGGACAGACAUACGCUCGCAUGGCCGAAGCUGUAGAUAUGGAUGCAGCAUCUGUUUUGGCGACUCUGCCGGAGGAACUACGCCAAACUGUGCUCCUUGAGCAACUAGAUCAAGAUCAUGCAUUUUUGGAAACCAUGCCCUCAUCGAUAUUAGCCGAAGCCAAUGCUUUACGAGCGCAACGAGAUAGUCGACGGCCGUUACCUGGCAUCUCUGUGGUAAAUCAGACCAUCCCCCCCCCUGCCACUCGCAAGAUUCAAUAUCGAGAAACCGCCCAGUUAUUAGACAAAUCAGGACUGGUUCAUCUCGUCCGGUUACUGUUCUUCUUGGAUCAAAAUCGACGGGCGUCUCUACAGCAGGUCCUCGUCAAUCUUUCAGAGAAUAAUCGGUCUAGAAUCGAUUUACUCAGCAUCCUCCUUACUCUUCUGAACAGCAACAAAAUAGACCUCAAUGCAGUUGAUAGAAGUUUCUCCCAGCUUUCCGUUCGCGGGGUAAAGUCUAAUAGCAAAGGCAAGCAAAGAGACGACUCGAUUACAGCGGGUACACUUGGGGACAAACCACCAGAAGAGCAUGUCGUCAUUCAAAGAACAUUGGAUACAUUGUCAGCAGUCGUACAAGCUAAUGAAUCGGCAUCUAUGUUCUUCCUUACGGAACAGGACCAUGCACAAGGCUUGCAGAGAAGCGUCUCUAAAAAAGGAAAAGGGAAGGAGAGACCUGUAGCGGGCCCUCAUUAUCCCUUCGUGCAACUGCUUUCAUUGCUAGAACGCCCUAAUCUAGUCCAACAAGCGCAUUCUCUCGAUGCGAUUUCCGGCCUUCUAUGUACCAUUACAAAGCCACUAGCCGUGUUACGGGAGCCUCCUCGAUCAGAUGACCAUUCUCCCAAAACAAUCGUUCCAACGAUCCAGGAUCCUUCUCGCCCUCAUGCUACAGCCGAAGCAACCUCAUCACCCACUCGAGCGGAGGGUGAAGUCAAUACAUUACAAACUCCAAAUGAACCUGUUCAACUGAGCGAGGAAGUCAAGUCAUCCGAACCCACCCCUCCCACACGCGAAGAUAUCCUCCGAUCCAAACCCCCUCAAUUCCCAGAACAUUCACUUCGACUGGUUGUCAACCUCCUCACAAUGGGCGAAUGUUCCUCUCGCUGUUUCCAGAAUACUCAGACAUUAGUUUUCAAUCUUUCUUCACUUCCAUAUGCCCGAGAUGUGAUAACACAAGAGCUCAAAACCAAGGCAGAAGAAUUCGGUCAUAUCAUCCAGAACGAGCUCGACGUCCUGCUUCGCGCCGUACAUCACCUCAAAAAGGGAGAGGAGCUUCCAAGUGGCAUCACCACCAAAUUUUCACUCCCCACUUCCAAUCAAGCAAAGUUAUUGAGGAUCCUCAAGAUUCUAGAGAAC